This is a messenger RNA of Danio aesculapii, 4510 nucleotides long. RefSeq names its product heme-binding protein soul4 (gene soul4). The coding region runs from base 135 to 887 and encodes 250 amino acids. The transcript is spliced from 6 exons. Lineage: Eukaryota; Metazoa; Chordata; Actinopteri; Cypriniformes; Danionidae. The record is from RefSeq and is a predicted model, not a curated record.
UGUAAACUUGCGGUGCCGCGCAUGAGAGGGCGGUCUUCCGCGCAUGCGCAGUGUGAGGCUGUAAAAUCCCCAGCGCUUAAAGCUGUGUCGUGCGUUUGUUGUGUCUGUCGGAGCUUCUGGUUGACGUCUGGACGAUGGCUCUGAUCUCAUUCGAGGAUCUGGAGGGAUUGGACGACGAGCAGGUGGACGAUGAUGUCACUGACAGCUCUGAGCCAAUGGAUGACGAGGAGCAGGACAGAAUGUACGCCCACUGGCAGGCGGUGGGACGAACGCAUCACGUGGCGGUUCCUACAGAGAUGAGAGCACCAAUAGAAGAGAUGACGAGGAGGAACCAGAGCGCAGAGCGAGAGCAAGUGCCUUUUGUCACCAUCUCCAGACAUGAAAAGCUCGGCGAGGUGUUGUAUGAAGAGCGUGUGUAUCCUCCUGGGAAAUGGGCUUGUGUGAGUAAAGCAGACGCGCUGUAUGAGCAGAGCAUCUCCAACGGCUUCAUGAAACUCAUGCGCUUCAUCUGCAAGGAGAAUUCAACAGGCCGGUACCUCGGCAUGUCUGUGCCUGUAGUGAACGAGAUCACGAUGGCGGACGAUGGCACAAACUUCAUGAAGGACGUGCUGACGGCGUAUUACCUGCCCGCAGAGUACCAGGACGUCCCACCACAGCCCACAGACCCCGACAUACGCAUCAUUCAGAGGGACAGCAUCAGGGUCAUCACCAGGGUGUUUUACGGGACCACGACGGAGGAGACCAUCUCUCGUCAAAUCAGCAACCUGUGGGAGCUCCUGGGCAACUCUGAGGAUCUCCUGCGGGACCGCUACAUGAUCGCAGUUUACGAAAACCCCGGCGUCCCACAGCGCAGAAACGAAAUCUGGUUCAUCCGCCGAGGCCCGUGAACACACCACGGCGUUUCACAGUCUUAACCGCUCUAUCCUUUAGUGUUGUUGUGAGUGUGAUGCUGAAAAACAUGUCGGUGAGUAAAGAAACCACAGUUAUUUACAUCAUAGAUAUGAUUAUAAAUAUUGAUGAUGCACUAUAAACGGGAUGGAGGAUUCAUGCUGGCAUUAUUUUAAGCGUAUUCAAAUAUUCAUCACACUUUCUUGUGUUUUUUUUAUUAUUUUCAUCUAAAUGGAAAUGUUUUACACUGCCUGAAGUUGUAUUUUUAUUUCUGUUCCUUAAAGGUUUUUCAUAGCACUCUAUCAUGGCAUUUUCUGCAGUUAUUUGGAUGUUAUUAUAUUAAUGACUGCAAACUUAAACUCACUCAAUGGCAUUUUUAUUAAAUAUAUUCUGUAUAUUGAUGAAGAAUAGUUCAACUGGAUAAACAAAAUAUAUAUAUUUUCACUCUUUGUGUGUGUCAGUAGUCAUUUAAAGAGACUGUUCACCCUAAAAUGACAAUUUACUCACUAUGUACUGUCCUUCUAAUUGGUAUAUGAGUUUCUUUCAUCUGUCAAACACAAAAGAAGAUAUUUUGAAGAAUGUUGGAAACCGGUAACCAUUGACUUUCAUAGUAGGAAAACAAAUACUAUGGAAGUCAAUGGUUACCGGCUUCCAGCAUUCAUUCAUUCUCCUUUAGCUUAGUCCCUUAUUUAUCAGGGGUCACCACAGUGGAAUGAACCAGCAACUAUUCCAGCAUAUGUUUUACACAGCCCUUCCAGCUGCAACCCAGUACUGGAAAACACCCAUUUUAGCAUAACCAAUUUAGUUAAUCAAUUCCUCUAUACCACAUAUGUUUGGACUGUGGGGGAAACCGAAGUACCUGGAGGAAACCCACGCCAACAUGGCGAAAACAUGCAAGCCCCACACACAAAUGCCAACUGGUCCAGCCGGGACUCGAACCAGUGGACUUCUUGCAGUGAGGCCACAGUGCUAACCACUGAGCCAUGGUGCUGCCCAGCUUCUUCAAAAUAUCUGCUUUUGUGUUCAACAGAAGAAAUAGAUUACGGUAUUAAAUUUUGGGUGAACUGACCCUUUAAAUUGUUUGUUGGGAGUCUUGUAUUUUGUAUUUUUAUGUGAUCAAACCAUGUUUAUCUGACAAUCAUCACUCAGAGCCUUUGUGUCUCUGAAACUCAUUUUUAUCUUUGUGGGCAGAUCAGACUCAUACGUAGAUGUUCAUGAUGUUGCUUGCUAGAGAAAGGUUUUUACAGGUAUGAUGGGAAUUCACAAUUAUGGAAUAGUGAAACACCACGGUUUCUGCUCCAAAUCAAUGGGACCAGAUGAUGAUGAAAUCUAGAAGUGUGUGUUUUUGGGCAAAAAUAUAUGAGGAUACACUGCAAAGAAAUGAGUUUUUGUCUUGUUUCAAGUUCAAAUAUCUAAAACUCCUUAAAUCAAGAAGCAUUUUUUAGAAAAAUUAAAUUAUAAAUAUACAGUUGAAGUCACAAUUAUUAGCCCCCUGAAUUAUUAGCCCCCUGAAUUAUUAGCCCCCGUUUAUUUUUUUUUCUCAAUUUCUGUUUAAUGGAGAGCAGAUUUUUUUCAAUGUAGCGAAUUUUGACGCUCACCUCUGGAGCUGUGAAGGCAGACAUUGUUGUCGCCAGAGCGGCCUCAGCAAACCAUGACACUCUCAUCGCCUUCGGUGUGAACGCAGUUACAACAAACAUAUACACAACAAUUGACGAUACGAUAUACGAACAAUACUCACUGAAGUAAAAUAAUAUUAGAUAAAUACAAUAAAUAAUAAUAUUUAUUUUCCUUCAACUUAGUCCCUUAUUCAUCAGAGGUCGCCACAGCGGAAUGAACCGCCAACUAUUCCAACAAAUGUUUUACACAUCGGAUGCCCUUCCAGCCGCAACCCUGUACUGUGAAACACCCAUACACUCUCACAUUCUCUCACACACACACACACACACACACACACACACACUCAUACACUACAGCCAAUUUAGUUAAUCAAUUCCCCUAUAGCUAGGGUCAGAUGGAAUCUGCAGACGUUUUUUGCUGUUUCUGCAGAGAUUUUUGGUAAAAAUCUGUGUAAUUAUUUUGGGAGUAUCAUUACUAAAACCUUAAUAUGUGAAAUAAAAAGUAAUAUCUUUGUAACUUUUAUUUAAUGUUUAAAACGCAAAUACAAUUAGAUUCACAUUAUUUGGUAAACAAAGCAAGUCUCUCAUAUAAUAUCUACUCAAAGACAGAAAAUAUUACUGUACAAACUGCAUUGUACAUAAAUCAGAUGAACAUCUUCAUAUUAGUCAAUAAUAUUACUGUAAUUAAUUUAAAAACUGAAUAAAUAUAGAUUUACACACAUUUACUCAAGUAAAUAAACAGAAUUAACGAUGGGCUAAAAACCUGCUGAAUUCUGCGGAAAAUCUGUGGAAUUCUGCACGCGCAGAUUCCAUGUGGGCCUACCUAUAGCGCAUGUCUUUGGACUGUGGGGGAAACCGGAGCACCUAGAGGAAUCCCAUUCGAACACGGGGAGAAAAUGCAAACGCCAACUGACCCAGCCGGGACUUGAACUAGUGUCCUUCUGUGCUGUGCUUUUAGCCGUCUCAAAACCAGUAAUGCCUAGAACUACAUUAAGGAGAUCUGGAUCUAUUGGCUUUUGUCAUGGUCUUGAAAAUGUUAGCAAAAUGUUUUCCCUAAAAUUGACUUUAAAUGAAAACAGCACCGUUUACAGGGUGCCCGCAGGGUCUUAAAAAGUAUUAAAAGUUGAUUAAUCAAUGUAGAGAAAUUUAAGGCACUUAAAAAGUAUUACAAAGUCUUAAAUGCUAUUUUGCAAGGUAUUAGAUGUUAUAUAAUUUUUGAUUAUGCAAUGUAUAGUUGUAUGCUUAAGUUGGCCUGAAUUAAAUCUGCGAAUAUCAUGAUGCUGUGUAGCUCAUGAAAUCAAUGAAUUCCCACUAGAUUUGACAUCAUGCUGCUUUGUUUACUGCAGUAAUCAAGGAAACACCCUCAUUUCUGCAAUUCUAUAGACGCCAACCUGCUGAAUUAGCUAGAUUUAAUAGAUUUUUACUCAGUAUAUGAAUAAUGUUUUAGUUUUGGAUUAGUUUCUUACAUUAAUAUUUAGUAAAUAUACUGCAAGUUAAAAUCUCACCAGUGUUUCCGGUUGAAAAGGGGUUUUAAAAUGUAUGGAAAGAGUUAUAAAAAAGGUCUUAAAAGGCAUUGAAUUUCACUCUCCGGUUCCUGUAUACACUCCUGGUUUUUGUUUGCUUGUCUGUAAAAUGCUUUUUUAGAUAUUUAGACUAGAAACGAGACAAACUCUUAUUUUGCGGUCUAAAUCUGCAUCCAGCAUCAGUGCAUUUUGACUUGUGUUUGAUGUACGAACAUGUAAACCAUCGGGCGACUCUUUUAAAGCACUGUUUGAUUAUUGUUGAACAUGAUUCCUUGCUUUUGUGACAUUUAACGGCUUAGGUUGUACUUGCUUGUCACAGUAUUUUAAAACCUGCACUCCCCUUCGGCGUCUGUAAUAAUACUAAUAAUAAAGUUUAUUUAUAGAGCGUCUGGCGUAUGAACUGUACCUUGACGUGCUUUCAGACGAGUCAACAGUUGAGUAAAUGUAUGCAAAUAAACAAAAAAUGUGUUUGAAAAAUAAAAA